Jaminaea rosea is the source of this 2037-nucleotide messenger RNA. RefSeq lists its product as hypothetical. The coding region runs from base 379 to 1692 and encodes 437 amino acids. NCBI's taxonomy places the organism in Eukaryota, Fungi, Basidiomycota, Exobasidiomycetes, Microstromatales. The record is from RefSeq and is a predicted model, not a curated record. The transcript has a single exon.
CGUUGACGUUGUUCACAGAUGAGGCCAUCAUUGAGCAUUGCGAAGAAGUCGAUCGAGUCAAGCGCAGGGCAGCCAAACGCUGAGCCUGGCCUGCCUAAGCUAUGCCGGCUGCGCUGCCGUUUGGCAACACCGCCCGCCACGCGCCCCUUCCGUCCCCACUCUCCUCGGCGCGGCUCAGUCUCGAUGCGCAGCAACAGGGCCGGAGACAGGCCAUUACUCGGCGUGGCUGUGAAGGCAUGGAUGGUGGCAAGAGCUGCGGACUCUUGAAGACGAAACGCAUGCUGAGCACUCAGCGUGGAUUGACGACAAAAGGUAUAAAAGGGUGCCCAUCGAGAUGGAGGAGUGCUCUGUCUUGCCCCUCCUCUUCAUCCACCCAAGAUGUUUCCCCCUCACGCACCAGCCUACCCUGCCCCUCGUCAAGCCUACGACUACUUCGAGUUGCCUACGAGCUUCGGACUUCGCCGAUAUGCUGAAGGUCCGUGGCACCACAUGCCCCUCGAAACUAAUUGUGGCUUUGACAUGAGAGGGCCCCCACCUGGCCUCUUCGCUCCUGGGCGGGGCGGCUACGCUCGCCACCGUGGUGGCCAUCAUCCUGGCGGCUGUGGGCGCGAAUGGCAUCGCCUUGGACGCCAGUAUGGCACACCAAGUGGGCCUCCGCCUCCACCUGAUGCGCCUCACCCGCCUUCUCCUCCCUCUCCUUCUCGCCAUCCUCAUCAUCCCCACGGCCCACCAGGCCCUCCUCACGGACAUCCCCCUUCACCACCCUCUCACCAUGCAGGGACUCGCCGGUCUCCCUUCCAUGGCCUCCGCGAUGAUUUUGCGCCUCCGCAUUACCACCGCCCAAAUGGCUGUCAUUCUCGCCCUUCCCCGCCUCCGCCUCAUCAUGAACAAGGCGCAGGCUGGUAUCACCUGCAGCCGCAACAUGGCCGCCACCACACUCGUGGUCCGCACCACCACCACCACCAUCAUCGUCAUUAUGACACGGACUCGCAUGACAACGAGCUCGCCCACCUCGAAGAUGACUUCGUCCGCCUCGAUAUGACGCCGUCUCUCGAUGAGCACCAUCAUGAUGAUGCUCACCAUCACGGCCCACCUCGUGGACAUCGUCGUCAUCAUCACCACCCUCCUCCACCCCCACCUCGUGGACGUCAGUGUCAGAGAGGGCGGGGAGGCCACCAACACAGCUGCAGAGGCAGGCGAUCGUACUGCCCAGGUCUACCACCCCCGUCCCCUCCGCCUCAUCACGCUUGGCAUUCAGGGGCGCCUACCCAUCAUCUCGGGCAGUUCAGACCCUUCGAGGUUCCCGUCCAGGCCCGAGGCGCGUCGUGGGGAGGAUGGGUAGAACCUUGCCCGCCACGCCCGCCACGCCGUGCUUGCCACUGCAAGCACGCAGCGUGGUAUCAAUGCCAAGAUGAGAGGGAGGAGACUGCAUCUUUGACCGAGUCGUCUUCCUCCUCGUCUUCUUCUUCCUCCUCUGGGUCAGAGGACGAGCAAGAUGCCCAGCGAGACGAUCACAAGCCCGCUGGUGAGACUGAUGCAGCGGAUGAAAAGCUCGAGCCUGACGCCCAUCGUCAGCGAUCCUCCCACCGCGGCCAUCGUCGUCAUCGCAAGCGCCCCCAUCAUCAUCCGCGUCAUCGAGGCGCGCACCGCCACGACAUGCGAGACGUCUACUUCGCACCGGGGUGCUGGUGAAGUUACCUUGAUCCUUGCUACCUGAUUACUUCGUGACCGCUACUCUAUUCAUCGUGUUGUAUCGCCCAACGUUUCUUUACUUCUCGCGUCGACUGCAGAGGCCCCAUCGAUCAUCAAUCAAUCUGUUGUACCAUACCACAGCCCUCGUUUCUUCUCAAGUGCUCGCCGUGACUGACGCUUCGUCGUGGUAGUGAGAAUGGGUUGCGUCAGGUCAGACUUUGGCCCGCUGCGACUUUUGAGCUCUCAAGGGGUCCAACCAACCAACCAACCAACCAAUCGCGUGGCGCGCUGCUCUCUCAGUCCGCCUCGCAGCGUCGCAGCGUCUCAUCGCAUCGCAUCGCCUCG